AUCCUAGACUUGGAGGGAGUCUCUUAGCGGAGCAGAACUCUCUCAGUUAUUACCCUGACCUCCCAGAGGACCCCAGUGAGACUUCUUACAGGAAAAAGAGACCCUCACAGGAUUUGAUUUUCAAUUAAAAAAGACAUUAUUAACCUCAAUUUAGAAAACAGCCAAAAAUACUCAAAAUUGACCCAAACUUCACUUAUUGGGAGCAGAAUAAGUCCCUUUAAACCAAUCAUCUGACACCGUCUCCCUGUGAAGGCACCAGCUGUUGUAGAAGAAGAUCUGCAAACUUUAUCAUCUAAAUCAACUUUAUUUUUUCGAUCGAUAAACCAAUUUUUUCCGCUUUUUUUUGCUAUCGGCAUCGCCAUGGAGAUAUUGGAUAGCGGGGACCCGGUGAUGCAGUGGGACCGUAAACUUAGCGAGCUGUCAGAGGUCCAAGAGAGCGACUCGCUAUACAAUACGCCUUUCUCGGAGCUCAUUGAUGACUCGGCCCUCCUGGAUGUUCUCGGCCAGCUCAUGGGAGAUCCAUUCCUCACCGAAAAGUACGAGAUGAUGGAGGUCGAGAUGAAUCCAAGCUCCCCCUCGCCCAUGAUCAAGGUGGAGCACAGCUACUCGCUGUGUGGGGACUCUCGCCCUCAGUCGCCUUUCACCCAUGGCUCCUCGGACGAGAACUUCAGCGAUGCUGAUUUGACUGGUGAGGAUUGGUGUCUUACUGGAGAUCUCGCCUCGACCAAAAUCAAGAUGGAAGGGACCCUUGAGGAGAGCUCAGGCCUUACUCCGUCUGUGACUCUGACGACCGGCGCUGUAGUGGUGGCCCCAGAGGUGGACAUCCAAACCGAGAUUUCAGUUUGCGAGGAGGCCAAGGAACUGAAUCCCAAGGCUCUGCCUCAGAUCAAACUGGAACCACACGAGGUUGACCAAUUCCUCAACUUGUGCCCAAAAGAAGCUGCCUCUGCCGAUUCUCUGCAACUGCCCCCGACCCCACCGAGCAGCCACGGCAGCGACUCCGAGGGAUGCCAGAGCCCCAGCCGGUCUCUUCCUCCGUCCAGCCCGCUGCAGUCUCAGUCUUGCGGCAAAGUGGUGGCUCGUAGCCCGUCGGCGCUGUCUAACUCGCCCCUGCUGACCGCACCGCACAAGCUGCAGGGCACCGGCCCUCUCAUGCUAACCGAGGAGGAGAAGAGGACUCUGGUAGCAGAAGGAUACCCCAUCCCCACAAAACUGCCUCUAACCAAAGCCGAGGAGAAGGCACUGAAGAAAAUCAGACGGAAGAUUAAGAAUAAGAUUUCUGCCCAAGAAAGUCGUAGGAAGAAAAAAGAAUACAUGGACAGCCUGGAGAAAAGGGUUGAGAACUGCUCAUCCGAAAACAGCGAGCUGCGUAAGAAGGUGGAGGUCUUGGAGACCACGAACAGGACCCUCUUGCAGCAGCUGCAACGUCUCCAGGCCAUGGUGGCCGGGAAGGUGUCCCGUUCUUGCAAGGCGGCGAGCACUCAAACCGGAACCUGCCUCAUGGUGGUGGUGCUGUGUUUUGCCGUCAUUUUUGGAAGCUUCACCCAGAACUUUGACCCAUACCCAUCAGCCACCAAAACGGUGCCAGAGCCCAGUCGGCAGUCGGCACAGGAGUCGUACGCAGCCUCCAUCGUGCGCUCCCGCAAUCUCCUGAUCUUUGAGGAGCACCGAGGUCUGGAGGAGCUUCACACCUCGUCCGUGGCUCUGGACACGCAAGACACUUGGGAGAGGCGCAUGGAGAGCAUAUCUCAGCACCGAGCGGCGGUACUGGAGGAGUAUAACCUCGCGCAGGAGAAGUCUCAUACAGCAUCCAAUGACAGCAGCCGAGAAGGAGCAGUCGUGUACAGGAUCAGUUCCGAGUUGAAUGAACCGACGAAAGUCAUAGAACUGGACAGAAGAGUUAACGCCACUUCCUAAUAGAGGGUCAGCUCCCGCGUCCCCGGAAUCCCCAGCUCCUCCGAUACCACCCCCAGCUGACGUAGUCACCCAUCAAAUUGCCCCAGACGUGAGCCGGCCCCUCGGACUUGGUGUCAUCACGGCUGGUGAAGGGCCAGAGACUUUGACUUGACGUCUGGGGCGGAUGGAUGUUUGAAAUCCGAUCGUUGUUAAUUGGCCCCCCCUUUUUCUGGGGUUCUAUCCAGGGGGCAAGUUUGGACUCUUCCCCCGUUUCGGUCGACCGGUAGCACCGGUGGAAUCUGUCGUGUUUUCAAUUAGCCCCGCUGGGAGGGGCAACAGCAAUGUACAAUUCCACCGUUAUUCCAUUAGAACCCCUUUAUUUUUUAACCCUUUGGGUACGGGAGAUAAACUCUUUAUUCCUCUGUCUCUCAAAGAGUUAAAAGGGGGGGGUUGCUACAAAAUAUUAUUUAAAUCAUCUUUAAAUUGUCCAUUUCCCCCCCAGCUUUAUAUUUGGAAAGUGUUAUCAGAUGGUGUUUUAACCCUUUCAAUUCUUAAUGCUUCUGGUAUACCCCCAUAGGAGAAAAAAUUAGGGGGGGGUGAAUGGAAAUACUAACGACUGAGACUCGGGGUGAUGAAAAAAAGGGAUUUAAACCCAAAAACUGCCCAAUAUUCCUGUUUUUUGAGUGCCUUAAAGUCCUAGGACAUUUCUUCUAACGUGAAGCGGACGCGGCCCGGUGCUGGUGUAUGAAGCACCAGUCUUGUCUGGAAGACAGAGGGUUAACCAUGCUUUAGACCCGAUUCCCCAUCUGUGCAUCCCAUUGGCUGGUUUGAAUGACGCAGUCCGCUACCCAUGCGCCACUUUCUCUUUGCUACGUCUCUUACCUGUUGUAAAUAGUAUUUAUUAGUUGUUUCUGAGACCCCCGUGGGAGCGAGGCCGGGACAGACAUAGCGAGACCCUUAUACACCCCACUCUUCACUUAUAGACCCUAUAUAUAUAUAUAUAUACUGUAUAUAUAUAUAUCUGGAUCAUUACCGUCACGGACCCAGCAGGGCAUCAGUACCC
Spea bombifrons (plains spadefoot toad) is the source of this 2959-nucleotide messenger RNA. RefSeq names its product cAMP responsive element binding protein 3 like 2 (gene CREB3L2). The transcript has 12 exons. Bases 361 to 1917 code for a protein of 518 amino acids. The record is from RefSeq and is a predicted model, not a curated record. Gene Ontology annotation, biological process: regulation of transcription by RNA polymerase II. Gene Ontology annotation, molecular function: cAMP response element binding; DNA-binding transcription factor activity, RNA polymerase II-specific. NCBI's taxonomy places the organism in Eukaryota, Metazoa, Chordata, Amphibia, Anura, Pelobatidae.